Molecule: messenger RNA, 909 nt
Organism: Alternaria ethzedia
Lineage: Eukaryota; Fungi; Ascomycota; Dothideomycetes; Pleosporales; Pleosporaceae
Exons: 2
Coding region: 1-909 (302 amino acids)
Source: RefSeq, a predicted model, not a curated record
AUGCGCUACCCGAAAGACCUUCAGUGGUGGCCUAUCGAAAUCCUGCGGGCCUUGGGUGACCUCGCCGACGAAAUGCCAGGUAUCGAAAACGGGAACGACGUCUACGAUCUACUGGUAGAGAGCAAAAUGAAGAGGAUAAAGGACAGCUCGUCAGCAGAGAUACAGCUGAGCGACAUAUCAUAUGUUCGAGAUCGGAGAUACAACAAGGGAAAGCAUAAGAUGCCUGACACACAUGCGGACGAUGAAGAAGCAGGCUCCAACGGGCUUGCAACUGAUGGUGACGAGGUAGUCGAUCCGGUUGAUGACACAGACGACGCAGACGACGCCAUCAAGCCCGGGAAGACCUCUGCAGCAACUGCCUCACUAAACACAACCGACGCGAUCGCCAAUCAGCAAGAUGACGACCCCGCUGCCCUUCCAGCUGCCAUACUUCCCACGGAUAGCCAAAAAGACAAGUACAGAAAGUGGAACCUCUGGAUCAACCACUACUGGCAAGUACAAGACUGCAGGGAUCUUAUCCCAGUUAACAUGCUCCAAAGACAUAACAAGAUACCAAUUCGAAGUCGGGAGUUGAAAAGCUAUGGAACUAAUGGAAACGGUGAGGUCUUGCAGCUGCUCUACGAGCUAGCCAAGAUAACUCGAAUGCAACGGAAAGAUGAUGCGUGGAAGAUUAUCAAGGGACACUGUGCCGACAGACCGAUGCGUAAAGAUGGCUACAAGGCGCUUUCGAUUAGCGAUGUUAAGUUUGCUCUUGAUUACUUCAGGGAUUUGGCGCAGGAUGAAGGGGAGCCGUCUGACUCUGCUCAUGGAGUGGCUUCUGCAGGGGCGUCGAACGACACUGAUACUCAAGGUCAAGAAGAGAUUGAGGAGGAAGCUUCUUUGGCUGGAGACGAGAAUCAGGAAAUGUAG